UCUGGAGUGUGUGUUGCGUGUGUGUGUGUGUGUGUGUGUGUGUGUGUGUGUGUCUGGCGCCUGUCCAACGUAAUUUCCCAUAAACCACAUGCCUAAGUCGCUUAAAAGGCCGUGCCGAGGCGCUGGCCGGCGGAGCCGCCGGGAAAGUGAAAGUUCGCCUGGUGCUCCGGGCGCCGCCGCCGGCUCUCCGCACUCCCGGGACAGCGGCGCGGCCUCGGCGGGGCGCGGACUGCGCGGCGGCCGGCGAGCGAGCGAGCAGGCGAGGGCGGCCGAGGCGCCGGGCCGGGACCCAGCUGCCCGCAUGACCGCGCGGGGCGCCGCCGGGCGCUGCCCUCCCACGACAUGGCUGGGCCCCCGGCUACUGCUGGUCUGUCUCCUGGUGAACAGGAGUAUCACCGAGGAGGAGUCGAAGCACUGUAGCCACAUGAUCGGGGACGGACACCUGCAGCUGCUGCAGCAGAUGAUUGACAGUCAGAUGGAGACCGGAUGCAAAAUCCCCUUCCAGUUUGUGAACGAGGAUCAGCUGGAAGACCGCGUGUGUUACAUUAAGAAAGCCUUUUCCUUGGCACAAGACAUCAUGCAGGAAACCAUCAGCUUCAAAGACAACACCGCCAACGCUAUCGCCCUGGUGAAGCUCCUGGAGCUCUCUGUGAGGCUGAAGGACUGCUUCCCCCAGGUCUCCGAGGAGCACGACACGGCCUGUGUCCAAAACUUCUCGGAGUCACCCCUCUGGGCGCUGGAGAAGAUCAAGAACGUCUUUAACGAAACGAAGAACCUCCUUAAAACGAACCAGAGCAUUUUCAGCAAGAACUGCAGCGACAGCUUUGCCAAGUGCUCUGGCACAAGUGAGGCAGAUGUGGUGACCACGCCUGAUUGCAACUGCCUGUACCCCAAAGCCACCCCUAGCAGUGACCCGGCCUCUGCCUCCCCGCAGCAGCCCCUUGCCCCCGCCACGGCCCCUGUGGCUGCCUUGCCCUGGGCCGGCUCGGAGGGGACAGAGGACAGCUCUCUUUUGCCCAGUGAGCAGCCCGUCCGCACAGAGGACCCGGGCAGCGCCAAGCAGCGACCGCCCCGGAGCACAUGCCAGACCUUUGAGUCACCCGGGACCCCGGGCGCCGAGGGAGGCCCCUUCGGAGGUUCUCCUGAGCCCCCCGGAGCCGCCGUCUCUGGGACAGAGGACAUUCUCAACUCCGUGCUGGGCGCUAACUGGGCCCUGGAAGAGGCCUCUGGAGAGGCUAGUGAGGGGCCUGCACCCCGAGGCCCAGAGCCCGCCCCCUCCGGGCGGGGAGGAGGCAGCGUGCAGGCGGAGGCCAUCCGACACAGCAACCUCAUCUCAGCGUCUCUACUCCGCGGACCAGCCAGGGGCCAGCCGCCAGCGGGCGUAACUGGCACCGCCCGGCCCAGGGUGGGCCCGGGGAGAUCCACCGGCCAGGCCCGGAGUCGCACAGCCGAGAAGACAGACCGUCCACCCAGGACGCCUAGAGACGCGCGGGAGCCAGGCUCGGCCAGGCCCCUGCUCCUGCGCCCGAGAGGCCUCAGCCGGCUCUCCACCCUCGCCGCUGGCGCCCGGCCUCCCCGCAGCCACACCCGGGACAGCGUGCUGCCCCUCGGGGGGCCGCAGGGCCGGAGGAGCGCCCGGGCGCGGAGGAGCACCGCGGGGCUGGAAGGAGCACCACGUGAGGGGGCGGCCGCACCCCAUGCCCAUCUUAACCCCGUUCCUUUGACAGACGACCCGGCGCCCUCCACCUCCCCGGUCCUCCGCCCCCUGCUGCUGCCGGGCGGCGGCGUCAUGCUGGUCCUGGUCCUGCUGGCCGUGGGCGGGCUGCUGCUCCACAGGCGGCGGCAGCGGAGCCAUCGAGAGCUAUGGAUCAUGGAUUCUUCCCGGGAGCAGCCAGAGGGCAGCCCCCUGGCCCAGCCUGAGGACAGACGGGUGGAGACGCCGGUAUAGAGGGAAGGCUAAGCUGGGCGCACAGGACAGUCUCUCCACGGCAGGAGGUGCUACGGGGCGUCCACCCGCCAUCCUCCUGGGAAUGUGACCUGCCCACCCGAGAGCUCCUGUCGGCCAGGACCCGAGCAGAGCGGCUGGGCUGGCCCCUCCACCCUCGACCCCCAGACUCUGGACGGACUCGGAGCGGGCCGGAGUCUGCCUCAUGCUGCUGAUAUUUAUCGUGGGCCCUGGAGGCCCCCAUCCGCUUGAGGGGGGCUGGCCAGCCCCGAGGAGUCCCCUCGGCCCCCGGGGCUGUGCCCGCCUCCCGCCCCCUCCAGCCAGCGCCUGGGCCGGGACCAGCGGCCCGUGGACCGGACGGCGGGGAGGGCGCGGAGGACCCGUCUGGCGGCGAGGGAUGGGUGCCCGCCCGGCGAGCAGGCACACGUCCCGAGAGAUGUGGAGAUUGGCAGGGCGGGACGGCGUCUCCCCUGGUUUCCUGGAAAUAUGGUUACGCCGGUGCCAGGAGCAGAGGGAAGGCCAGCCCUGCCCUCGGGACCUGCUGGGCUCUUGAUGACAAGGUGAAGCCGAGGCUGGCCGCGGCCCCCCAGAACCUAGGAGCCGCCCCGGGGGCCGCACGGGGCGCCCCUCUCGAAGGAAGCCAUUGCACUGUGAAGACCGGGCCCGCCUGCUGUACCGCCCGCCCCGCCUGCCUGGCCGACGAUCCGCUGUCUGCCCUCUGCCCUCCGCCUCCCAGCUUCUGCACUGACUGCCGAGCCGGCCUCACCCGUCCCGCCGACCGAGGGAGCCCCUGGCCCUGACUCCCCGGGGUGGACGGGGCGGGCGGACGCCUGGGCCGGCGCCGGAGCUGGUCUCCAGGCUGCUGUGGGCCCAGGUUUCUGCAUUUUGCACUUUGACGUUCCCAAGAGGGAAGUGACUGGUGGGAGGGAGGCGGGCGGGGCGGGCAGAGACAGUCACAGGGAGGGUCUCCGAAAUGAUGGGUACGCCCCUGAGGUUGGGGGAGGCGUCCACGCCCCUGACCCCUGGCCCCUGACCCCGGCCGCAGCCACCGCUGCCCACGGGCCCACAGGGCUGGGCGAGCAGUCCCCGGGAGGGGCCUGGUAGGCGGCCAUACCUCCAGCUCUCACCCCCACACCCACUCAGGACCACCGUCUCUGUGACCAGGCAGGCCAGGUUGGUGGGGGGGGGGGGCGAGCAUCUCUCCCCAAGGCUGCCUUGAGGGCCUCCGCUCCCUCGUUCCCUCUGAGCAGCUCCUUCCCUUCUCUCCCGCUGCCCUAGGCCCUCCCUGGAGAGACCACCCUGCUGGCCGCUGGGCAGGGCCCCCACUCCCCUUCCUGCCCUUGAAAGUGAAGGUCCUGGCCCUGACUGUGAGGGAGGAGCAGAGGACGCUCGGGGGGGCUCUGCCUCCCCGUCACAGACUCUGUGUUUGACGCCAGAAAGUAUGAAUUUAAACGUGGAAGGAAACAAGUGCAGAAAAGGGCAUUCCUGCUUCCCCUCCCCUCAAACAUAUAGUAUUUUCAGAGUCAAGAGAGCUAAGAGCUUCCUUCCCGAAGGGGGUGGCUUUGCUUUCCUGCCUCGGGCGGCAGGGCCCCGGGCCGCCUCAGGGGGUCCCCCGCCCCCCGCCGGGCCAGCCGCCCGGGACCCCUUCUUUUCUCCGAGAAAGCCGAGAGGGAACAUGGGCUCACACACUGUGAGGUUUUGUUUUUACACUUGGAAGUGAUGAAUUAUUUUAUAUAAAGUCAUUUAAAUAUCUAUUUAAAAAAAUAGGAAGCUGCUUAUAUAUUUAAUAAUAAAAGUGCACAAGCUGCCA
Molecule: messenger RNA, 3755 nt
Organism: Pipistrellus kuhlii (Kuhl's pipistrelle)
Lineage: Eukaryota; Metazoa; Chordata; Mammalia; Chiroptera; Vespertilionidae
Gene: CSF1
Product: colony stimulating factor 1
Exons: 9
Coding region: 89-1948 (619 amino acids)
Biological process (GO): positive regulation of macrophage differentiation; osteoclast differentiation
Cellular component (GO): membrane
Molecular function (GO): growth factor activity; cytokine activity
Source: RefSeq, a predicted model, not a curated record